CUUUAUCCGCCGCCACCAUGCUCAUCACCAAAACAUUUCACGAUGUCCCCACUAAACUCGACGCUAAUGGUCGUCCUAUCAGGAUCUUUGUGAUAUCGCCUGUUGUGCAAAACUAUCCUCAGGCAAAGUUUCCUGGCGUUGUCGUCUUUAGUGAAAUUUACCAGGUCACUGGGCCGGUUGAACGCUUUGCUGGACAGAUCGCCAGUCAGGGAUACGUUGUUGCCUGCCCCUCCGUGUAUCACGAAUUCGAAGGACCAGAGGCCAUUCCCUACGAUGUAGAGGGGACUGACAGAGGCAACAAAUACAAGAUCGAGAAGGAGGUAGCAGCUUACGACGAGGAUGCAGCUCUAUCCAUCGAUCUCCUUACCUCUCUGCCCAAUUGCAAUGGGCGUAUCGCAGCUACCGGGAUGUGCCUUGGAGGACAUCUUGCUUUCAGGGCUGCAUUCGACCCUCGUGUGCGGGCUUCCGUGUGUUUCUUUGGCACUGACAUCCACAGCGCGACGCUGGGAAAAGGUAAACAGGAUGAUUCCCUCAUCCGCGUUCGCAACGGCGAUAUGACUGGGAAAGGCGAGCUAGUGAUGAUCUUUGGGAAACAGGACACUCAUGUUCCUCGCGAGGGGCGUGAUCUUAUACGAAAGACUCUUGAUGAUGCGAAUGUCACAGUCUCGUUUAUCGAAGUUCAGGCCCAGCAUGCUUUUGUUCGCGAUGAACAAUCUAAAGGACGCUGGGACGCCGCCCUUACUAGGUCUCUUUUCGGCUUCAUGAUGGAAGUAUUCGAGCGUACAGUGGGCCGCGACCUCGGGCCGAAGGUCGAGGAUAACACGCCGCUUCAACAUGUUUGCUAAGCUGGAGAAGGUGAUAUGUAGUACUAGUGCAAAAUCAAAUACAACAAAGCUUCAUCUUAUUUUGGAACCAUAU
Messenger RNA from Desarmillaria tabescens, 918 nucleotides. Its product is annotated as dienelactone hydrolase. The record is from RefSeq and is a predicted model, not a curated record. NCBI's taxonomy places the organism in Eukaryota, Fungi, Basidiomycota, Agaricomycetes, Agaricales, Physalacriaceae. The transcript is spliced from 12 exons. Gene Ontology annotation, molecular function: hydrolase activity. Bases 18 to 845 code for a protein of 275 amino acids.